UCGUUUUGACAGACCGUGGACUGAAAUUUUCAUGGGACAGUGAAAUAAGUGGCUGAGUUAUUUUUCAUUUUCCAUAUAAUUUCCUUUUGUUUUUGUCUUAACUUUUUCAUUUCGUUUUAAUUUGCAAUACAAUUUGUUUAAAUUUGCAAAAGAAGUGAAAUUUUGUUAAAAUGUUGGCGAGAACGUUAAUUGCGACGUUUUUGUGCGUCAUCGGUGUUGCCUCGGCAGAGAUCUCACCCGUAUUUCUAUGGGGAGCCAACAGUCCUGUGGUGCCAGCGCUGCAAACAAUAAAUACAGAUGAAUUUGGUAAAAUUAUUGCACCCUACCAAGCUGAUCACAUGAUUGUUGCUUUCCAAGAAGAAAAUUUGGCAAAUAGUGACUUUUUGUGUGCUAAUGAAAAAACAUCACAAUCGUGUUAUGCACAUUUGCAAGGCGUGCCCCAAAAAACUUUUUACGCUAAUGUUGAAAAUCCUAGUGACGCAUUACGUGCAAUUAGCAAGAAACAGGAAAAUAAUUAUGUGACUAAAACUGGUGAACUACAAACUCCAAUUAGCUGCGAAGCUGGAAAAGUAGUGCUUGUGAACUUUGAAAACUCAUUGGGCGAACGUGCUGCUGCACUCGAAUCACAUGAUGCUGCCAUAUCUGCUAUCACCAAGCUCACUAAAUGCCCCACUGUAUAUUUGUAUAUGUCAUCCCCAAAAACCGCUGCUGCUGCUGCUCAAAAACGUGUUCGACGUGAUGCCGCUCCUUCUGGUACUAUGUUCCGUAACUAUGCACAAUUUCUAAUAUUUUGGACUAAAUUGUCAUAUGUAAGCGGUAAUGGUAAUACAGCUGAGGAUAUUAUAAUUAACUCAAUGGAUAUUACUAACACCAGUUCAAGUAAAUUUAAUGUAAAUUUAAAAUCUAGUACAGCUAAAUCACUUACUUUUGACAUAACUCUAUCCGGUGGUUAUUUUUCUAUGAGUAAUCUUAAAUAUGAUAGUAACGGCUUUACAAUCAGAAAUGGUACACUUGAAGCUCCCACAGAUUUAUCUUAUUUCUGUGGUAAUGUGACAUUAAAUGGCACAACGUCUGGUUCUUUGAUAUGGAAUUCAUUGCAAUUUCAAGCACCCUUCGGCUCUACAAAGGAUACAAACUUUAUGUUUGGUGAUGCUUGGCAUUGUGUAGGCUUCUUCACACCAGGUAUACUAUCAGGUUUGUUUGUAGUGCUCAUAUUUUUAGCAAUUAUUUUUACUGGUGUCUGUUGGAUGAUGGACAUAAACACCAUGGAUCGUUUUGAUGAUCCAAAGGGUAAAACUAUUACUAUCAAUGCUGCUGCUGAAUAAUUGCACUCUGCAGUAACGAAUAUGUUCGCACAAUUCAUUCCUUUUAUCCGUUUAAUCAAUAUAAUAUUUUAAGUAGUUUUUUUCUUCCCGGAUAACUAAAUCGAAACAAAUUUUUAAUAUAAAUUGCUAUUUAAUCAAAUGUCCACUACAUUUAUACAAAGUUGGAAAUUUAAACUUACAUCGAAAUUCAUUAUUUGACCAGAUUUGUUUAAUGUUUUGCCCACAAUUUUCAUUUGUGCAACAUUCAGCAUCCUUCCUCAGCACUUAUGGAAAUUGCAGCCAAAACAAGAAAUUUGCUUCUUCUUCGUCGUAUAUUUAUUGAAAUCGUAAAUAUUUAUAAAUAUAGUUUUGUUUUUGGUUUCGGUCGUAUUCAGUAUUUUCUUAUUAUUUGCGAAAAAAAAUAUUUUUUGUUAAUAUUUUAUAAAGCCUCCCAAAGGCCUCUUGCAAAAGUCCUUCGUACAAUUUGAAACUAAAUUUAAAUAUUUUUGUUAAUAUUUACAUAUAUUGUCAUAUAAAUAAUUACUUUUAAGUAUGUUAAGUAUAUUAUGUCUUUCAGAAAAUUAUUAUUCAUUUUAUAAAAAGUAUUUAAUUAUUUAGUGACUUGUAUUUGUUUGCGUGUGUGUUAGUGUUUCCUGAAAGAGGGACACCGAGUUAAUUAUGUUAACAAUUUUUUGUUUAAAAUUAUCUAUAAAAAAUAAAUUUAUCUGAAAUAUGUAUAAUAUUAUAUGUUGUUUAUUAUUGUAAACUUAAAUAUUAAUUAAUUAAAAUAUCAAUGUUUAAAGACUCAAUAAAGUUAUUCACUUGUUUGUUAACAAUA
Teleopsis dalmanni is the source of this 2142-nucleotide messenger RNA. Its product is annotated as V-type proton ATPase subunit S1-like. The transcript has 4 exons. Gene Ontology annotation, cellular component: proton-transporting V-type ATPase complex. Lineage: Eukaryota; Metazoa; Arthropoda; Insecta; Diptera; Diopsidae. The record is from RefSeq and is a predicted model, not a curated record. Bases 171 to 1325 code for a protein of 384 amino acids.